Camponotus floridanus (Florida carpenter ant) is the source of this 1214-nucleotide messenger RNA. Its product is annotated as N-acetyltransferase 9-like protein. Bases 533 to 1123 code for a protein of 196 amino acids. NCBI's taxonomy places the organism in Eukaryota, Metazoa, Arthropoda, Insecta, Hymenoptera, Formicidae. The transcript is spliced from 6 exons. Gene Ontology annotation, molecular function: N-acetyltransferase activity. Gene Ontology annotation, biological process: protein acetylation. The record is from RefSeq and is a predicted model, not a curated record.
GGCGGGAAGCUAACGUCAAGCGGCUCGUGGCGCCAUCGUAGCGCCGCUCGUCUUCGGGGAGAGGGUAACGAUUCGCGGGUUUACCUCGCGAGGGUACGCGUCGAUAAGGCGUACUUGCGUUGUUUGACAGCUGGAGGAGUAUAACCUUUCUUCUCCAGGAAAAAAUUGCAGUUUUGUAUCCUUACGAGAGGUAGACAGAGGAAAUUUACUUGAAACCAUUAAUUGUAAGAGCUGUGGACUUGCCUCAAAGAUAUAGAUAAAAUUUAUAAAGAUAUAAAAGAUAAAAGGUAUAGUAAGAGGAACAUUUGGAGAGUGAAAAUUUUCUAGGAUCAGGAAGAAUCAGAUACAAAGAAGAAAGAAAAGAUACAAGUCUCAUGAAACGAAAGGUGUCAGAAAACCAUAAAAGAUAAAGCAGUUACACUAUGUUAAAAAAGCCUCUCUUCUCAAACCUGAAGUAAAAAUCUAAUUUUCGAUUAUAAACAUAUAGAAGAGCGUAUCAAUUUAUUUCUACUUUAGCUUUAUCAAUAGUAUCAUGAGGAAGAAUAUGAACACUCGUAUCAAUGGAACAAAUGUUAUUCUAGUACCGUAUCAAGAAAAGCAUGUCACAAAGUACCAUGAAUGGAUGAAGAAUCCGAUGCUGCAAUAUUUGACAGGCUCCGAACCAUUAACGUUAGAAGAGGAAUUCGAGAUGCAAAAGCGAUGGCUCGAGGACGAAGAUAAAUGCACCUUCAUUAUUCUGGAUAAAUGCGUCUUCCUGUCUACUGGAAGUGAAAUAGAUGCCAUGAUAGGAGACACAAAUUUAUUCUUUAACGAUUUGCAAGAACCAAAUAUUGCCGAAAUAGAGAUUAUGAUAGCUGAUGAGGCAUAUCGAGGUAAAAGAAGAGGCUGGGAAUCUGUUAUUCUUAUGAUGCACUAUGGCUUCAAAACACUGAAUAUUAAUAAAUUUCGCGCCAAAAUCAAAUCGGACAAUAUAAUGAGCAUAAAUAUGUUUGAGAAGCUUGGUUUUCGAGAAGUAGAAAGAAGCGAAAUUUUUCAAGAAGUCACUCUUGAGAAGGAAACAUCUUCCGACUGGAUGAACUGGUUACAUUCUGAAUUGCAAUCUGUUUUAUUUAAUUCACAUUAAUUUGUCCCUCAAAUUAUCAUUGUUGUUAAACUAACUACAUAAUAAAUUACUAAUGUAUAUUUUUAAUUGUACAACUUAUUUUAAGAAUAAA